UGUGUGGCUUCAUCCCUGUCGUGUGCACGCGGCGGAAUAAUGUGUCGUGCGAGCGUGAGUGCUCAGCAAUCAUAAUUGACGAUCAUCCGCCAGCCAAGGCGCCAAAUCACAUCUACUUGCUCAAUACGACGGAGGGCAGUGAGAAAGCGCUGCCGCAGCGUGAGAAUCGCAGCAUGGACAGGAGUGUGGAUUCCAUCGGGAGCUGCUCCCUCGAUGUUGAUGCUGAGUCCACUGAUUUCUCAGAUACAUCAGGCAGUUUUAAUUUGCUAACACCGUCGAGUGCCAAGGAUUUCCCGAGGGAGUUUAUCACGCGGAUUCACGAGAGGAGUCAGUGUCCACCGCCUCAGUCCGUGUUCCGACAGCAGACGUCAAUAGUGCUGGAUCCGCAAUCGGGACGCGUGAAUACGAUCAUAUCGGGACAACAACCGCCGACGAUUGUCGAGAGUCCGCCGCCGGGUGAGGAAGAGCCAAAGAAGCCGAGCUAUCUGAAUUUGGCGUGCUGCGUGAAUGGCUAUUCGCAUUUGACGACGUAUGACUCGAAGUUGAGGCAGAAUAUCAAUAAAUCCAGGGAAGUGUCACCCAUUCGGCCCAUCACUUACGCCUCUCUGCAGUCCUACACGAAGGCGGAUUCGAGUGGUGUCAAGCAUCUGAUUGUGCCACCUCAGGUUGCCACGAUAAGACUGUCAGGGGAUUUGAUGGAGGGUCACAGGUCACUAAUGUCGCCGGAGAAGCGACUCUUCACACAGCAAAUGAUGGUGACGGAGACGAAUGGUGGCGGAGAUGAUACGACAGACAAUGUCAAGCACUUCCGGACGACAAAAUACAUCCACACAGUGUCCACGACGACGACGAAGAAGAUAGUGGACGACGGAGUGCCGCAGCAGCAGCAGUACAAGACGGGCAGUAUAGCGCAGCAUGUGGAGAGACUGUUUGGCCCCGGUGCUCUAGCGCAGGGCUUUCACACCAAUCGACGCUCCAUGGAGAAUGGCCAGGCCACGUGUGUGCUGACGGAGAAGUCCAUGAACUCACGCAACUACUUUUCGCCAGUGGUGAAGAUGACGCGCAAGGAGGCCGUGGCGAAUGGGAGCGCGAAUGGCAGUGUUAAUGGGAAUGGAUUGGAGAAUCUCAAUGAUCUGGAGGUCGCACUGCCAGUUCUCAGGCACCUGAGGCCGGAAUUUAGGGAGCAACUUCCAAUUUGUACAUCACCACGUCGCUAUGUUCCGCCAACGAAGGAGACUCACAGUAGUGUGUUGACAAAUGGGGCGCGACAGCCCAGUGAGACGAUCCACAUGGUGAGCAUCGAGACGGUGAGCUCUCCGGAGAAGAGGAUUGUCAGUGAAGAGAUUGAGGAGAAACCCGGUGAAAUUGUGGAGAAUGUUGCCGCGAGUCAGUCGGUGAGGACGAAGGAUGGCAACUACUUCUUGGACAUUUUGACGAAGGAAAGACAGAGAAUUCUUUCUCUGGCUGACAAGGUGGAUGGAUAUAUGGAGGAGGUGAAGGACAAGGACAUUUCGGAUGAGACUAUUGGCUACUUGAGAGCUGCUACGGGCAAAGCGAGACUCUUGGCGGCGCAGAAGAUGAAGCAAUUUGAGGGAUUGUGUCACACGAAUCUGACCCAAACGCCGGGUGAGAAGUUCCAGACAACGGAUGAAGAUUUGCAAGGAUUCUGGGACAUGGUGAUGCUUCAGGUUAACCACGUGGAUUCGCUGUUUGAUGAGAUUGAAGCGCUGAAGGUGAACAACUGGAAGAAGAAAUCCGUGGAGGCUCCGGCGCCGCCUCAGGGCGCUAAGCUGACGAAGAGGCCGCUGGGCAGCGCCAAGGGGAGUUCAUCAUCAGCUGCUGCUGCGUCCAAGAAGUCCGAAGCGGCCACGCUGGCGGCCCAGAAGAGGGAGGCUCAGCGGAAGCAGCUGAUGGAGUUGAAGAGGAAGAAUCGGAUGGCCAUGAAUCAGGCCCAGAAUGGCGACUCCAAUGGUGUUAAUUAGGGCGGUUUUUUUUCUAAUUGAGGCGGACGGCGACACAUCCUUCUCCACUCGAAUAUCACGCGCGCGCGCUUUUGCUGAUGCAGAUGACAAAAUUCCCCACUGCUGACGCCCAAUUUGCUGUCCACGACGGAUCCUCUCUCUCGGUGAGUCUGCAGACUUUGAUCACGAUGUGGAUUCUCCCAUUUUUAUGCCCACUUUGAAGGUGGGAAGGAAUUUAGUUUGGUUGUUUAUUUCGGGAAAAGAGAGAAAAAUUGUAAAUGAGAUAAAUUGACUAUACUUUGAAAGCACAAAAUCACAAAAAACAUCAGAGAAUUGUAAAAUCUUUGUCGUGGAAUAUAAAUAUUAUUAUUAUUGAUAUUUUUGAGAGGAAAAGUACAAUUCUCGUGUUAAUUCGUUUGAAUAUAAAAAAAAAUACAGCGUCGUUCAUGUGUAGUAAUUUAACGUUUUUAGGCAGAAAAAUUGUAGACAAAAAGAAAAAGAAAACAUUGCGAAUCACGCAAAGUAACUCCAUGAAAGAGAAUAAUUAAUAUAAAUUUGAUGCGCGAAUUAAUAUUAAUAAAAAAAAGAAGAAGAAAUAUGUGAGAGAAAAGAAUAUUCCCUGAGCAAAAAAAAAGUAGGAUUGGAAAAGAAGUGAAGUUGUAACAUGGGAAAAAACACACACUAAUUAUUCUUUAUGACCUUAUUAAAAGCAUUUUUCUUGUCGGAGAGAAUGUACAUAAAUCGAUUAGUUGACUUAAUAAAAUAUAACAUCUAUGAUUUCUAUUUAUGAUAUUAUUAAUUUUAAUCGAAUUCAUGACAGCGGAAUUACUUUCUAAUCAUUUUCAAUUUUGCAUCUGAUUUGUAGCUCGUUUUCCAAUUUAUUGUAUAAUGUUUUGUUUGAGACAAUUUUUCCUCCCCUUUUUGCUGGAAAUUUAGAUAAAUUUUACGUUUUUCUUUUUUGCAAUGAAGAACAAAUUGUAAAUUGUGCUGAAAUGUUGUAAAGAUUGUGAAGAGCAGAAGAAGAAAUUGAUGGAAUAUUUUGAGGUGCCUUUUUAACCAUCCCCAGAUUUGCUGAAGAAUGAAAGAAGAAAAUUUACAUUUUUUGAUUUUUAUAGCGUUUAGCGAUACAUAAAAAUUCACCUUUACUUUCUCCGUUGUAUUUCUCUUUUUUAUAAUACAUUUUGUAUGCAUUAUCAGACAACUGCAGAAGUCAAUAUUUUAUAUAAGCGUUUUAAUUAUACAAUAUUUUAGAUGAGUAAAA
Messenger RNA from Phlebotomus argentipes, 3222 nucleotides. RefSeq lists its product as uncharacterized. Lineage: Eukaryota; Metazoa; Arthropoda; Insecta; Diptera; Psychodidae. Bases 174 to 1982 code for a protein of 602 amino acids. Gene Ontology annotation, cellular component: glutamatergic synapse; postsynaptic specialization. The record is from RefSeq and is a predicted model, not a curated record. Gene Ontology annotation, biological process: signaling. Gene Ontology annotation, molecular function: molecular adaptor activity. The transcript has 5 exons.